Molecule: messenger RNA, 444 nt
Organism: Penicillium robsamsonii
Lineage: Eukaryota; Fungi; Ascomycota; Eurotiomycetes; Eurotiales; Aspergillaceae
Exons: 1
Coding region: 1-444 (147 amino acids)
Molecular function (GO): protein binding
Source: RefSeq, a predicted model, not a curated record
AUGUCCACAUCUGUGGCUUCGAACAAAUACCAGAACACUAGGCUGAUAUUUCCUGCUGUGAUGGCGACCGACCUCCUACAUCUGCCGCAUCAAGUUGAUCCAGAUGGAGAUAUAAUCCUCUUCACACCAAAAGCCCCCUUGAUUAACAUCGAGAAAUGCACUGUCCCAAGAAAUUAUGCUCACUUCCAAGUCUCAUCAAAGCACCUCGCACUUGCGUCAGCGUAUUUCAAACGGAUGCUGAAAGACUGUUGGGCUGAAGGGAAUGCUCUUUCAACAAAUGGGUCCGCUGAGAUCCCUGUCAACAACUUCAAACCAGAUAUCCUUCUGCUCAUUUUGAAUCUUAUCCAUGGACGUUUACGACAAAUACCUCUCAAGUUGUCCCUGCCGCAAUUGAGUGAUAUUGCCAUCGUCGCCGACUUUUUCCAAUGCCACGAGAUCGUCUAG